Cinara cedri is the source of this 7614-nucleotide messenger RNA. The record is from the annotation of a GenBank genome assembly. NCBI's taxonomy places the organism in Eukaryota, Metazoa, Arthropoda, Insecta, Hemiptera, Aphididae.
AUGUCAAUGGAAAACGAAGAAAUGGAAUGGGAACAUGAUGAAUCAAUAAUUGUUUCAUCUGUUACAGAUGACAACAAUACUUCUCGGCCUUCAAGUUAUUUGUCAUUGCUUACUUGUUGUAAGUUUGUGAUUGAAAUAAAUCUUAAUAAUUAAGUAUAACAUGUAUAUAAUUUGUUUUAUGAUAAAUCUAAUGCCUAACUUGCUGUGUCGAUUAUAUUUUGUGUGAAUUUGUUUGAUUAAUUUAUAAUCUCAAUAUUAUAUAUCUGGCUUCUUACAGCAUCAUUAUCAUCAAGAACAGGAAAUCCAUCAAAAACAAGUUUUUUUUCUGUAAUUGAUUCAAAUUAUUCUUAUGAUACAGCAGUGGAAGUAAGAUUUAUUUUUAGUAUUAUUUAAAUAUAGGUACCUAAUUUUGUUUUUGUAUGUAUUUAAAUUGCCAAUUGUUUUAUUAUUAAUUAUUUUUCUCAUAAAGGUUAUAUUAAAUGAAUGGGUCAAGAUAUUUAAUGAAAAUCCUAAAAAUGGUACAAUUAAGUUAUUUACUGUUGUAAUUAAAUGUUUUGAUGUCAAUGUUUAUGACAGUGCAUUUACUGAUUUUAAUUCUAGUGUAAUGUAUGCAAGAUUGUUAAACUGUUUUAGGACACAAGUAUGUUAUUAAGAAGCAAAUAUUAUUCACAAUUAAGCAUAUUAAAUUAAAUUAAAUUUUAUAGGCAAAUACUGGUUUAUUGCUUACUCCAGAAACUAUAAAAAGAUCAACAGAUAUACAAACAACUUUGAAUUUAUUUACUUUAAUUUAUCGUUUUCAUUACAAUCUAUUUUUUUCUAAUGAUACCCAUAAGGAAUAUUUUAUAUUUUUAAGAACUAUUCUUAUUAAAAUUUCUCAAUGUGAAUUUGUCGGACCUAGACUUCUAGCUACAAGUUUUGGUAUAAUAAUAAAUAUCUUUAGCAAUUAUUAUUUAUUACAAUGCUUAUUAUUUAGGUUUGAAAAUAAUAACUGGUUUGACACAGUCCAAUAAUUUAAAAUUUGUACGUGAUGAACUCAACAUAUUGUUGAAAGAGUUUUUUAUAAAACGUUUGAAGUAAGUUAUUAUGGCAAUGGCAGAUGACUUAGUUUAUAUUAAUUUGUUUUGUUUCAUUUUUAGAGAUACUAAAAGUAUUUUACGAGAAACUGUAUUGUUAGAAUUGGGACUUUGGAUACAGAUUGAUUCUAAUUAUUAUCUUAAUGAAUUUUGGAUGUACAUUUAUCUAGCAUUAGGAGAUCCAAGUACAAGUUUACAAAGUUUAGCUCUAAAGGUUUAUAUGUUAUAUUUUAAAUUUAAUUAAGUAAUUUAUUAGGUAUGAUUAAUUAUUUGAUACAAUUUAAAAUGUAUACAAUUAUCUAUUAGUUAAAUUUAUAUAUCAUAUACCUAAGUUAUAUAUUUCUUGUAUUAAUAUUUUUUAGAUAUCCAAAAACGUAUUAAAUAUGAAUGAUUAUUUUCCUAAUAUAAACCUUUUUAUUAAAGAAAUAAUUAAUGUUCUUUGUAAUCUGAUGUUAUCAAAACAUGAAGAAGUGGCAAUUUCUGCUAUUGAUUUAUGCUCUGCAUUACCAAGGUUUCUAUUUGUCAAAUAAUGCAUAUUUUAAAAAAAUAUGUUAAUUUUAUUUUUAAAACAAUUUUAGUGCAGAUGUAGAAGACGAAGAACAAUUUAAUAAGAUGAGGCAUAUCGAGUCAAUAGCUCUAGAACUCAUGUUUUCUAAAAAUUUUAAUAUUGCACAAUUUGCUGCUAAAUGUUUUGUGAAAAAAAUGGUUUAUCCAGAAAAAAAUUUAUUUGAACAAUUAAAAGUUAUUUUAACUGUGGUACGUGGUAUUCCUAUACACGUGAGACCAAUUGGAUUUUCCUUUUUUGUAGAUGCCAUUUUUGAUUUAUGUCCUGUACUUAUUAAUUUUAAAUUAAUAUCUCAAAUAUUAACUUUAAAAGAUUAUAUUGAUGAUAUAGAUAGAUGUAACCUUAUGACUUUGUUAAUGUAUGCUGUUAAACAGCUAAUUACUGGCAUUAGGUCUGAGCAUAAAAUUGCUUGUAUGGGAGACCAUAAUGAUGUAAGUUUAAUUCAUUUUAAUUCAUAUUUUUUAUUAAUGACUACUAAAAACAGACUAAAUGUAAUGUUUAUUUAAUUUGAAUAAUAUAUUUAAAGUAAUUUUCAAGAUAUUAUUUUAUACAAUGUAAAAUAAUAUUGUUCUUAAUCACAACCUAUAUUUGCUUGCAAAUUAAUUAUAACUCAGAAAUCGGAAAUUCUAUUGAAUUUUGAAUUUUGUAUUAAUUGUGUUUAACUUGAAAUGAUUUUGUUGGUUGGAUUAUGUUGAAUUGACAAUUUAAAAUUAUUGAAGUAAAAUUAAGUUUUACCAAAAUAAAUCUCGACAAAUUGUUUUUAUCAAACAUUAUUCAAAUUAAAUGGAAUUAAAUAAGUAUAUUAGAUGUUAACCAUAUUUUGUUAUUGUAACACUCAACAUGAGUACUAGUGCUAAUAUUCACUAUUUAUUACAACUUUGUAUUGAAUAAAUGAGAUUCCAGACAAAACAUUUAAAUAUAAUAAUUGUCUCCGUGUAUUUGGUUAUUUUUAGACUUUACAAUUACACAUUAAUACAUCUAAAAAGAAAGAAUUCACUACUUAUGUAACUAUGCAUUUGUUAAAUCAGUUUAAGCAAUGUGAAGAUCCUACACAUGCAUUUUCAUUAUGGGUUUUACUUCAAUUCAUUGAUUUUAAUAUGCUUCAAGAUAAAAUGGUAGAUAAAAUAAAAAAAUAUUUUAAAAUAUCUAUAAUUUUUAAUAAUAUUAAUAAUUAUUAAGGUAGAGGACAAGAUAAGUAAUGACAAUAAAUAGUGAUAUAAUUGGCAAAUUAAGAAUUUUAAGUACUUGGGAUCGUUUGUACAAAAGAACAAUGGCUUUGACGAGAAUGUGAAACAUAGGAUUAAGUGUAGUCUGAUAAAAUUGAAAGAAACUUGAGGUGUUUUAUGUUAUAAGAAAAUUUCAUAGAGACUUAAAAGUAAGUUUACAAGAGUUUGGUCAGACCGACUAUAUUUUAUGGUUCAGAGUAUUAGGUGGUAGACAGGUAAAUAAAACUGAAUAAGUAUAGAUGAGCGGGAAUGAGAAUACUUAGGUAGAUCACUGGAGUGACAAGAGAAAAUAGGGUAAGAAAGAAGUAUUUAAGAGGUAGUAUAAGUAUGACUUUGAUAGUGAAUAAAAUGAGAGAAUAUAGAUUGUUUGGGUAUGUUAUGAAGAUAAUCAAAUUGGAAGCAAUAUAAAUGGUCAUGAAAAUAAACAUAUGAAGAAAGGGGAAGAGAAAGACGGAAAGAGAGCUGGUUGGAUGCAAUUGAGAAUGAUUGAAGAUGGCCUGUAUAUGCCAAUACGAUGUGGGAGAUAGAGUUAAGUGAAAUGUUUGGACAAGAGGGGUCAAUCUCAAAUAGUUGGUAUGAAGGCAAUUUAAUUGAAUUAGAAGUAAACUGAUAAUAUAUAUAUAUAACUAUUAUAGUGUUAAUCGGUGGUUCUUAAAUUGUCUGAAACACUUAUUGGUAAUUCUGUCUGAAGUUUCUUAAAAUGGUCCAUGGGAGACUCAGUUUUAUUGAAAACAAUUAACAUCAAAAGUUGCUUAUUGCACCAAAGAAUAUACUUAUAAAAGUUCGUGUGAUACAGAAGUUUAAGAACUGCUAUUGUAAAUCCAUACUAUAAUUUUCUCCUAAUAAUUUUUAUUUUUCAAAUAGAUAACUCCUGAUAUAUUUAAAUAUGCAUCUUCAUUUUAUCAUAAUUGUAAAAUUCCUACUAUCUUGGAACAGAUUUCAAAAUGCUUACAUAUUAUAAUGUUUGAUUUAAACAGUUAUGAGCAAAACUUGUGUUUAAAAUGUAUUAUAAAUAUUUCACAAUUGAAUAUGAACAUUUUAAUUGCUGCAAUUGAAAAUUCAUCUGAAACGGUAAUUAUUCUAAAUACAAUUCAAGUAUUUAUUCAUAAACGAAAAAAAAGUUUUAAAAAAUAAAAGUGUAAAAAGUAACAGUAUUUGAGAAUUAUAUUUAACUACUCAUUACUUCUUAUUAAUCAGUAGAAAUCUAUUUAAAUUAUUAUUAAGUUUUUUUUUUAACAUUAAUAAUAUUUAAAUAUAAUUUGCAAUAUUAUGUGCAAGAAUUAUGAAUUGAAUUAGAAUGUUUACAUCUUUUUUUUCAGGUUAGUAUGUUUGAUCAAGAAAAUGCUCUUAUUAAAAUAUGGUCUCUUGCAAAAUAUAAUCUUAUACCGGACGACUUAGAACCUUUGAAAUAUUUAUCCUACUAUGUGCCAAAUUUAAAUACCGCUCAAACCCAUUUAAUUGUUUCUGUAUGUUUCAAAUUUUAAUAUGUAUAUAAUAUUAAUAAUUUCUCAUUGUAAUAAUAUUAAAUUUUUUUAGGAAUAUGGUUUAAGGGCAUAUAUGGAAGUACUAAGAGCAAAAUUAACAAUGGCUAAAAAUUUAGAAAAUGAUUUCUCCAUAGAUCAGUCAUCUGAAAGUAUUAUAGAAAAUACAUUUGUCUCUUUUUUAAAUGCCAUGUUAAAUAUUCUACAGAAUUAUGAUCCUCUAGUUAUAAAUAUUUGUGAAACGGUAAAAUUUUUUAAAAGUAUUUUUAUGUUUUGCAAUAUGUAUAAUAUUUAAUAUAUAUUUAUGUAAAUUUUAGGCUUAUUUGAUUGUUGCUGAUUUAUUACGAAUUAAAUAUAAGGUUGACAAAACUAGUUAUGUACUUAAUGAUGACCAAACAAAGAUGUUGGCUAAUUUUAUUUUUUCUAUAUGCAAAAACUGUGGUACUUAUAAUAUGUGUAUAAUAUACAAGGUGUUUCUACAAAGAUAUACUCAAUGUGAUAUCUACGAAUAUAUUAAAGAUAAUCAAAUUCUGUUUUUUUUUAAUAUUACUCAUUGCGAUAAGAAAUACAAAUAAAUACAUAUAUAUAUUACAAUUAAUUUUUAAUGUUUUGGUAAAAAACUUAAAAAAAUUAAUUUAUAAGAUAGCCAUUUUAUAGUUUAUUUUUUUAAAACUUUGUGUAUCAACUUUUUAUUUUUAUUAAAUUUGUGAUUUUUAAAAUUUUUUUAAAGUUCAAAGAAAAUUACUGAUAAUUAUGCAGCAUGUUGUGAAUUAAUUGAAAUAUAAAUAUUUGUGGUCCUUAUACCAGUAAUUUAUAAAAAAAAAACUCAGAAUUUGAUUAUAUUUAUUAUCUCCAGAGAUAUUACAAUGGAUAUAUCUUUGUGGAACACUGUAUUUAAAUUAUAAAAAUAUUAAUUAAUUGGUUUUUAAGUCUAUUAAAGUUAGUUAUACACAUUUCUUCAAUAAACUUCUCAGUUUGUGUUUUGUGGCGAAUUUUGAAAUGUCCAUUACAGAUAAGUAAUAAUAUUAUCAAUUUUAAUAUAUAUUUUUUUUAAUUUUCAGAAGAUAAUUGUGAUUUGAAUACAUUAAAAUUAAUUGAAGUAUAUUUACAACUUGUACAGGACGGCCUUAUUGAUAUAAACAAUUUAAUUACUCUAUUACAAUUCAUAAAAAUGGUACUCUAUAUUACAUACCACAAUAUACCACAAAAGUCAAAUUACUCAUCUUAUUACAUUAUUUAUUAAAGGAAUUUGUUGAACAUGCACUUCGACCAAUUUUUAAUUUCUUUUGUAAUAAAGAAACUGGAAAUCAAUUAAGCCGUGUAAUCAAUUUAUAUUUAGUGUACAUGUUUGAAAAUAUUAUUUCUCAAAAAUCUGGAUUUAAAAAUUCUACCAUUAAAGAUUUAGUAAGUAAAUUAUCUUAAUUAAACAUUUUUUCUGUAUGUCUUAUUUGUUUAAUUUUAUUUAUGGUCCACGUGAACUCUGGACAAUGCAUCUAUUUUUAAGUUCUAGGAAUAUUAUCAUUUUAAGAAUAAAUUGUUCUAUUAUUCUUUUUUUAUUACAUAGCUAUUCGUAUUUUGUUUACUUAAAAAUGAAUUUAAAAUUUUUACCUUCCUUAAAAGUACUAAAUAAAAUUUAGAAUAUUUUGGUACAAAAUACUUAGGUACUUAUAAAUAUUUAAAUAUUUUUCAAAGUAUUUAUAAUCAAACUAAAAUUUGUACAAGUUGGGUAGACAGAAUGACAAAAGUUACUUCAAAAUUUCUAUUUUUAUAUCUAUUAGUAAUUACUUUAUGUAUUUUGUUAUAAGAUUAGUGUGGCUAAAAUAAUUUCUCAAUUGUUGGGGCAAUGUAAAGAUUCAGUUGGAAAAAGAUUAGUAUCAACAAAUAUUCAUCGACAUGGUAUUCAAUAUGCUAUGAGUGAUGUAUUAAACUAUCAAUUUAGUGAUUAUCCAUUCAAACUAUUUUUUUGGGUUCUGGCAUUCAUGAGCAAUACUUUAAUCCCAUUUGAUGCUCAACGUUUGUAAGUUAUUUAUUAAUUUAUUAUUUAUAUUUAAUACUAAUCAUUUUCUAUUUAUAGUAUCUUAUGAAUUAGUUUAAUUUUUAUUUUUUCAUUACACUUUUUAAUGUGAAAAACUUAAUUUUUAAUUAAUUAUAAUUUAUAAAUUAAUCAUCACUAUAAAAUAAUAUUCUGUAUAAAAAAUAAUUUUUUUUUUAGAGCUGAUUUUUUUCUUAAGAAACCAGUUGUACAAGAAUUAAUAACAAUUGGAAAUGAUCAUGUAUUGAGAUAUUUGUAUAAAUUACAGGAAAUAUGUAAAAAUGAAACCAAUUCAUUUCCUGGUAAGUUAGAAAUAUAAAUUGUUUAUUAAGAAGGUACAUAGCUAUUGUAUGUAUAUUAUUCUGAAAUGAUCUAUUGAACUGUAAAUAAUUAUUGUUGGUAGAUAGCUAAUUAUAUUAUAUUAGUAUUGUCUAUAAUGCCAUAUAAAAGCUAAUAUCUAUUUAUAUUUAGUGAACAGUGGUGUGUCAAGGAUUUUUUUGUGGAGGGAGUUGUGAUAAUAGUAAUAACAAUUAUUAAUAUUGUUUCACUUCAAUAUAAACCACGACUCAAAGUACAAACAGUUUUAAGAGUUUAAUAACAUUAAAUUAUAUUUGAAACAAAAUAUUAGAAAAUAAUAAACAAAGUACAUUAUAGUUAUUGAAAUAUAUGAAUAGGCCGAUUAUAGGAAUAGUUUGACAUACAUAGUGACAAAAAGAAAAUUCUAGAGAUACUAGAUACUAAGAUAAUUGUAAACAAAAAGUUUGUUUAUUUUAAGAAUGUAGUUAAAACUGGAGUAUACAAAAUCCAAAUGUAUAGAAAAUGGUCGGCUAUUUUCUAAUGGUUCGGCUCAUUAUUUUUUUUACUCGCAACACUAUUCAGUUUAACUGUGUUUGGGAUGGACUGACUAAACUAUUUUUCCUAACAAAAUUACAAAAACCUAUUGAUGGGUUAGCACAAAAAGUUACCUUAUUAAAUUAAUAAAAUUAUGUAGCAUUUUUAAGUAUUUAGAUUUAGACAGUAAAAGAGAAAACUUUGAUAAUUGAUUAUAUUAUGCGUACUCUUAAAGCUCUUAUACAUUUUAUAUUUUAAUCAAUUUAAUCAAUGGGUAUGUCCAAUUUUAACAUACACAUUAAAGAUUAUUAUUUUUAUCUAAUUAGGUACUAAUAAUAUGAAUUAAUGUUGUUGUGUAAAAAGUAACCCUUUUUGUUUUUAUAUUGUUUUAGAUGGAGCGGCUUAA